Messenger RNA from Panicum virgatum (switchgrass), 1934 nucleotides. Its product is annotated as sulfite exporter TauE/SafE family protein 3-like. The record is from RefSeq and is a predicted model, not a curated record. The coding region runs from base 185 to 1582 and encodes 465 amino acids. Lineage: Eukaryota; Viridiplantae; Streptophyta; Magnoliopsida; Poales; Poaceae. Gene Ontology annotation, cellular component: Cul4A-RING E3 ubiquitin ligase complex; membrane. Gene Ontology annotation, biological process: protein ubiquitination. The transcript has 12 exons.
GGUGCUCCACUCCCUACGUCGCGGCCACUUCCCGGGAGAGUCUCCCUGCUUUUUCGCGUCCUCGUGGCUACGCCGUCUCUCUUGUUCCCUUGUGUUACUUGUUGGUUCGUGGGAGGACGGUGGCAAAGGCAUUGCAUUUCUAGCUAGUUUCCAGCUCGAAUUCUCAGUGCCCGCCGCCAGGGGGAUGGGGAUCAGACGGCAGCAAUGGCACGCCGUCGCCGCGCUCGGCGUCGCAUGGUGCGCGGCGGCGGCCGUCGCCGGGCCGGCGCCGGGCGUGGCGCGCCACCAGCAGCAGGACGGUGAUGGCAAUGCGUACCACCACGUUUGGCCGCCGAUGGAAGUUGGAUGGCGAAUAGCGCUGGGAUCGCUGAUCGGCUUCUUCGGCGCGGCGUGCGGGAGCGUCGGCGGCGUCGGCGGUGGCGGAAUCUUCGUGCCCAUGCUGGCACUCAUCAUCGGCUUCGAUCCCAAGUCAUCAACUGCGAUAUCCAAGUGCAUGAUUAUGGGAGGAUCCGUUUCGACUGUCUACUACAACCUCAAGCUAAAGCACCCGACGUUAGACAUGCCGCUGAUCGACUACGAUCUCGCCCUGCUCAUGCAGCCUAUGCUCAUGCUUGGGGUCAGCAUGGGUGUCAUUUUCAAUGUUAUUUUCCCCAACUGGCUCAUCACGGCACUCCUGAUAAUAUUUUUCCUAGGCACAUCAACUAAGGCCUAUCUGAAGGGCAUUGAGACGUGGAAGAAAGAGACCAUAAAGAAAAGGGAGGUUGCUAAAACACAGGACCAAAUAUGUCAGAAACCAGAGCACACGACAACAAUCGUCCCAGCAGAGCAUGCAACAGCUGCAAUCCCUACAGCACCACCAGGUGCUGCAGCUGAGGCAAAAGCCCCAUCUGACAAAGCAACAUCGAUUCUGAAGAACGUCUACUGGAAGGAGUUCGGUCUUCUUGCAUUCGUGUGGGUGGCAUUCCUCGGGCUCCAAAUCACAAAGAACUACGUCGCUUCGUGCUCGGCAUGGUAUUGGGUGUUGAACUCUCUCCAGAUCCCGGUGGCAACAGGAGUGACCCUGUACGAGGCGCACGGGCUGAUGACCGGGAAGAGGGUGCUCUCCUCAAAGGGAAGAAGCCAACAUCAGCAGACCACGCUGAGCGUUCGGCAGGUCCUGGUGUACUGCCUGUUCGGCGUCCUGGCGGGGCUCAUCGGCGGCCUGCUAGGCAUGGGUGGUGGCUUCAUCAUGGGCCCACUCUUCCUGGAGCUCGGCAUUCCUCCACAGGUUUCAAGUGCUACAGCCACGUUCACGAUGAUGUUCUCGUCUUCCAUGUCGGUCGUCGAGUACUACCUCCUGCACCGGUUCCCGGUGCCCUAUGCUGCCUACUUCACCGCGGUGGCGUUCGUCGCGGCCAUCGUCGGGCAGCACUGCGUGAGGAAGCUGAUCGCGUGGCUGGGGCGGGCGUCGCUCAUCAUCUUCAUCCUGGCCUCCAUGAUCUUCGUCAGCGCGCUCACUCUCGGUGGAGUCGGCAUCUCGAACAUAGUGCAAAGGAUGCAGCGGCAUCAGUACAUGGGGUUCGAAAGCCUUUGCAAGGCGUAGGGAGCUAAUGUGAGCAGAGCAGGGAUGCAUGGUAUACGAGAAGAAGCGACGGAUUACUUGUAAUUCACCAAGGAAAAAGAUGCCAAAGAUUUAUUUAGCACGCGUACGUAUGUAGCUAGGACACACACGUACAAGUUCAACACGUAUACCAGCACAUGACAUUAGUUGUCCUAGGUAGCGUGCGUUGCUAAAUUUGAAUUUGUGUGACAACUGACAAGCACAUACAUGUACAGGACUAGCUGCCUUCGACCGUUCCUGUCCUUUCUUUGAGGUCUCCGGCCAUGCAUGGCCGAUCUAUCUGACAGUGUAUUUAAAUUGAUAACAUAAACAGUGCUUUUGAAUUGCUGGAGUU